AAAAUCUCCACAGAAUUACCCAAAAUCUCCGCAAAACCGCUAACAAUUUGCAGUUUGGAUUUGACAACGGUUUUCUUUUUGUGUAUCAUCAAUUGGAAAUUGAAGAAAAAUGGGAGGUGGUGAGGACAAACAUGGUGGUGAGUCAAGUGAUAAAGGGUUAUUUUCAAAUCUUGCUGGGUUUGCUGCCGCUGCUGGACAUUUACGUCCACAUGGGUCAUAUCCACCACAAGGAUAUCCCCCUCCAGGAUAUCCUCCACAAGGCUACCCACCCGCUGGAUAUCCACCGUAUGGCUACCCAAAUGCCGGAUAUCCUCCCCCGGGUGGCUACCCACCAGCUGGAUAUCCUCCACCUGGAGGCUAUCCUCCACCUGCUUAUCCUCAUGGUGGACAUCCUACCGCAGGGCACGGAGCUGGCAUGGGAGGCAUGGGAACAAUUCUAGCUGGGGGUGCUGCCGCUGCAGCUGCUGCUUAUGGGGCUCAUCAUUUGGCACACGGGUCUCAUCAUCUUGGACAUGGGUACUAUGGCCAUGGCUAUGGCCACGGGAAGUUCAAGCAUGGAAAGUUUGGGAAGCAUGGCAUGUUUGGAAGGCAUAAGGGCAAGUUUUCUCACAGAAAGUGGAAGUAACUCCUUUCUUUGUGGCCUAUCUAAUAUAUAUCCCAUCUUGGUAGUGUUGGCCAUUAGCAAUUACAUUUUUCUGGUCCUUUCUUGACUUCUACCACCAUCCUCUCCUUUCCCCAAAAUAAAUAAAAAUAUAAAAAAGUGCUUUACAAUUUGAAUUCUUUUGUAUUAUAAACCAGCGGACUCAUAAAAAUAUUUGGCAAUGUUUUUUUUCCUUUUUCUUUCUUUUUGCCUUGCACGGAGAUACAUUUCUUCAUUCUGUUCUGUAUAUGAUUCUAUUACUACUGUACAUUAAUCUGGUUGUUUUUAUAUUUGUUUGAUGGAAGUAGUCUUUGCUAGAUGAAUAUAGGUUAUCGAUUAAA
Messenger RNA from Rubroshorea leprosula, 981 nucleotides. The record is from the annotation of a GenBank genome assembly. Lineage: Eukaryota; Viridiplantae; Streptophyta; Magnoliopsida; Malvales; Dipterocarpaceae.